Nilaparvata lugens (brown planthopper) is the source of this 1192-nucleotide messenger RNA. RefSeq lists its product as uncharacterized. NCBI's taxonomy places the organism in Eukaryota, Metazoa, Arthropoda, Insecta, Hemiptera, Delphacidae. Bases 94 to 531 code for a protein of 145 amino acids. The record is from RefSeq and is a predicted model, not a curated record. Gene Ontology annotation, molecular function: glycerone kinase activity. The transcript is spliced from 3 exons. Gene Ontology annotation, biological process: glycerol metabolic process.
UAUGUGCCUAAUAAUUUUCGAAUUUUGAGUCCUUUGAAUAUAUUUGGAAAUAUAAUAUUCUUUAGCAUAUAAUACUCUGUAAUAUUUGUAGAAAUGAGACACCAGUCCUUUAAUGAGGCAUUCGUUGAAUACUUGAGUACAACUGCGGUAUCACCAUUCAUGUGGUUAAAUGCUCUCGAAAAGGGCAUACAGGCUAUAGAGCACUUUUCCGAGGUCAGACUUGGUGAGAAGUCAUUACUUGAUGCGCUCUAUCCAAUGCUCAACGUGCUCAAGAUGAAUCCAGAAAAAAUAGUGGAAGCAGCAGAAGCAGCAGAAAUAAGCAGUUGGAAAACUGUCGGCCCGGAUUCGUUAGAGAGCUAUCCAUCUGUAGAAACUCAUCUUGUUUCGAUCUGGAGUCGAGCUUUGGCCGAAGGAGUAAAUCUGGUUCUGAGAGAGACGAGCGAAAUCAGCGAGAGAGAAGAGUCAACCUCUAGUCAAUGCACUAAUACUAGCAAAAGUACUGGAGAAUCCGAUAUUAUCAUUCUUGAUUGAAAAAACUCUCAAUUAGUCCAAUUCUCUAACACAAAAACUUUUACCAGAAUCUUGAAGACUAUGGUCUUCAACUCACCGUAAUUUUCUUACACAAAAACUUUUAUCAGAAUCUUGAAGACUAUGUCCACAAUAUUAAUUUACCAGUAAAUUUUCUCACACAAGACAUUUAGCAGAAUCUUGAAGAAUAAGACCACUCACAUCCCUAAUUGAACGUAAAUUUCUUACACAAAAACUUUUAUCAGAAUCUUAAAGACUACGGCCACAAUCUUAAUUUGCCAGUAAAUUUUCUUACUCAGAAACUUUUACCAAAAUCUUGAAGACCACGCAGAGUAUAGUAUUUUAUUAAAUUAUCACUGAACGGAAAUGUAUUUUUCUUUAUAUGUUCUGGAACCGAAAUCUCAAUUGUGAAUUUGUUGUAAUUAAAUAAACAAGUAGUCAAAAAAUCUAUUUCAGUUAUAAUUUGUUGUAGAAUUAAUGACGCUAAAUUUCAUGUAAAGUGAAGUGUUUUAGAGGAUAUUAUUUAUUGUUUUUUCAUUACGAAUAAUGCCCACCAUGAGCUUUAUGCUUGAGCCUGAAUAAUGAAUAGUGUGUUGGUAAAUUGAUGAGAUGAUCAAACGUUCAUGCCAUCGGCGGGACUCGAACCCCGCCGAACCAGGUGAAG